UCAUCUUCCCUCCACUAUUGGUUCUCCCCUGUCCUUCUCACUCACACCCUUCAUGCUUGCAGUCCUUUCCUUCCAAACUCUUGCGAUUUUCUUUCUAAGUACAUACUUCUCUCCAGGCUCUCAGCGCAGAGGAUCUUCAUCAUAGGAAGGGUUGGACCGAAUCCCUUAUUGUGAUUUAUUACCUGAAGCGGAGUGUUUGCCGUUAAUCGUUCAGCGGUGUCUGGUGUGUCCGGUGUGGCGCCUCCUCCAGGCAUGACUCAGAGUAACGGAGAGACGCGUCUGCAGCGCAGCAGAGUGCAGCAGCUGCGGGACGGCAUCACAGAGCGCUCACAGCGGGCGCGCAACACCGUACAGAACAUCACUACUGAUGACGUCAAAGGCUGCUUCAGGCGCAAUGCCUUCGUCAUCCUCACAGUCCUUGCCGUCAUAGUUGGUAUAAUUCUGGGAUUCGGACUGCGGCCGUAUAAAAUGUCCUAUCGAGAGGUGAAGUACUUCUCCUUUCCUGGAGAGCUGCUGAUGAGAAUGCUGCAGAUGCUGGUGCUCCCCCUGCUGGUGUCCAGUUUAAUCACAGGCAUGGCCGCUCUGGACAGUCGAGCUUCAGGGAAGAUGGGUGUGAGAGCUGUAGUUUACUACACCACCACCACUAUCAUCGCUGUAUUCAUCGGGAUCGUCAUGGUGCUCAUCAUCCACCCGGGAAAAGGCUCUAAAGACGAAUUCACCAAACAGGAGAAAAUAGAACAAGUCAGUCCAGCAGAUGCCUUCCUUGAUCUCAUCAGAAACAUGUUUCCUCCUAAUUUAGUGCAAGCUUGUACGCAACAGUUUAAAACUCAAUAUGGCAAGCGAGUGGUCACAGUUAAAGUUCUGGUAAACGAGACAUUGUUCAGUUUGAAUAACGGGUCGCAGGAACUCAAGCGUGAAGAGGUGAUACCAGUGCUGGGAACGGUUAAUGGAAUCAACGCGCUUGGACUCGUGGUCUUCUCCAUGUGCUUUGGCUUCAUCAUUGGGAACAUGAAGGAACAGGGUCAACCACUACGGGAUUUCUUUGACUGUCUAAAUGAGGCCAUCAUGAGGCUUGUUGCCAUUAUCAUGUGGUACGCUCCUCUCGGCAUAAUGUUCCUGAUUGCUGGAAAAAUUGUUGAGAUGGAUGAUAUAUCAGAAAUGGGAGGCCAGUUGGGCAUGUACACCAUCACAGUCAUCAUUGGCCUACUGAUACAUGCAGUCAUCGUACUGCCUUCGCUUUACUUCAUUGUGACGCGUAAAAAUCCAUUUGUGUUCAUCGCUGGACUUCUGCAAGCCCUUGUCACUGCACUCGGUACCUCAUCCAGCUCUGCCACCCUGCCCAUCACCUUUAAGUGUCUAGAGGAAAAUAACCAUGUGGAUAAACGUGUAACCCGUUUUGUGCUGCCUGUUGGAGCGACAAUAAACAUGGAUGGCACCGCUCUGUAUGAGGCUCUGGCUGCCAUCUUCAUUGCACAAGUCAAUGACAUGGAUUUGAACUUUGGAGAGAUCCUAACCAUCAGCAUCACUGCAACAGCAGCCAGCAUUGGUGCAGCUGGAAUCCCUCAGGCUGGCCUGGUUACUAUGAUGAUAGUGCUGACCUCUGUAGGACUGCCCACCGAUGACAUCACUCUAAUUAUCGCUGUUGAUUGGUUCCUAGAUCGGCUGCGCACCACCACUAAUGUUUUGGGCGACUCCAUUGGUGCUGGCAUUGUGGAGCACCUGUCACGUCACGAGCUGCAUGGUACUGAUCCCGAGAUCGGAAACUCCGUAGUGGAGGAGAACGAAACUAAGAAGUCAUAUCAGCUCAUCUCUCAGGAGAGCGAGUGUGAGAAUGCCAAGAUCCCUGACAGUGAGACCAAAAUGUAACUGCCUGUUUCCUGAGGAAAAACUGGAGUUUUUGUACAAAUACUAGUGACUUAGUCAGACACUAGUCUGAUAUUCAUCUCAAGUCUUUUUAUAUGCCUGUCAAAGACAAUUCCAAAUGUGUUGAAGUUCAAGCAGAGAUGGACAUGUGUGGUCCACUGUUGUCCUCUUUGAACUGUUUUAUUGUAGAAUAAAUGGAAUAGAUUUGAUUUCAUUAGACAAAAUUGUAUUAAUUUUCUAGAUGCAGGUUUGUUUUUGGUUAAUUCAAGAGAAACUGAAGGUCAUUAUGGAAAUCAUUUGUUCACAAUGCUUCUAGUUGUGCUGGGAAAAUAAACUGAUUUUGAAUAAA
This is a messenger RNA of Sinocyclocheilus rhinocerous, 2212 nucleotides long. RefSeq names its product excitatory amino acid transporter 1-like. The record is from RefSeq and is a predicted model, not a curated record. The transcript is spliced from 10 exons. Lineage: Eukaryota; Metazoa; Chordata; Actinopteri; Cypriniformes; Cyprinidae. The coding region runs from base 253 to 1866 and encodes 537 amino acids. Gene Ontology annotation, molecular function: glutamate:sodium symporter activity; L-glutamate transmembrane transporter activity; neutral L-amino acid transmembrane transporter activity. Gene Ontology annotation, biological process: D-aspartate import across plasma membrane; L-glutamate import across plasma membrane; L-aspartate import across plasma membrane. Gene Ontology annotation, cellular component: plasma membrane.